This is a messenger RNA of Jatropha curcas, 1360 nucleotides long. RefSeq lists its product as hypothetical. The record is from RefSeq and is a predicted model, not a curated record. NCBI's taxonomy places the organism in Eukaryota, Viridiplantae, Streptophyta, Magnoliopsida, Malpighiales, Euphorbiaceae.
GAAAAGAAGAGAGUGAAAAAUAAAAAGAGAGAGAGAGAGAGAGAGAAAAUAGAAGAAUCUUCCAAUGUAUCUAUAUCUUCUCCAUUUCCUCUGAUUCUUAAUUAGCACAUUGUUCAGAAAUCAAAAGUCUCAGGUAUUUUGCUUAGUAGAACUUUUGCAACACUAUGGAAGCUGAGUCAUCUGCUGAUCAACAAGUAGGCUCUUCAGAGUUUAAUUUAGAUGACUUGUUUGAUGAUGACAGUCAAGGCUCAACACUUGAAAUAACUGACAAUUCUUCAGAUGAGGUUGAGCAAGGAUCAUCAUGUGGAAGCAAUCUGCCACUAAUGAAUCAAGAAAUUACUAGUCACCCACAGGAGUAUAUUUUGGACAGAGCAGCAGAGAAUAAUAUCACGAGGACACCACAAGAUAGCUUGAUUGAUAAUAAUAGGAUGGGAAUUGUAUCACCACCGUUCAUCAACCAACCCCAACCUUCUUAUGUCCCUUUGAUCACUCCAUUAAGGUGUCAAGAGUUACCAAAUCAGCAACAAGUGAAUAAUGAAGUCCCUGUAAUGACAAAUGAGCCACAAUUUCAUAACUACAACAUGCAACCAGAUGUGCCAUCCAUGGAGCUUAGGUACCAAUUUAAUCAAUUUGAAAUGGCUAAUACUGUAUUUGAACCCCCACAUGGUUUUGAAACCAUGCCUGUGCCUUCUCUUCCUUUGAGGUUUCCAGAAUUUCCUCAGCCUCCUCAAACACCUCAUGUACUGAGUUAUUCAAGGCCAGAGACUUGUCAUCCUCAAGAAUUGGCUACUCAAAAUGAUAUAAAUAGGCUUGUGAUCUCCCAGCAAAGUCCAUUCUUGAAUUCAGAAACCAAUCAAAGAGGAAUUCUUGGACUAGAAAGUAGUACUGGAAAGAGAAGAUUUGAAAUUGGGGAAUCAUCAUCACAAUAUAAACGUUACAGGGUUGAACCAGCAACUCAUGAACAACUGGACUGGAACCUCAUUGACUUCCAAGCCAAGCUAGGCAUCCCAGAUAGUUUAGGGCCGAUGACCACAAAUUCCAUCUACGAUCCAUUGUUUGAAGGGAUUGGUCUACCUAUUGAUCCUCAUCUGCGAAUGCUUGCUUUGAGAUGAGCAUUUAAAACUAUGAUUAGUGUUAAUUAGUUAGCUCUUUAAUUAAUCAUGGUUGGAAUAUGUAAUCUUAUAAGUUUCAAGACAUUUCUAAUACCAUUAGACUAUAUAGCUCCUUAAUCAUGCUUCUCAGCUGAUCGUCUUGCAGAUAUGGCUCACUCUUUCCCUUUGGGGCCUCUGUGUUCUCGAUAGCCCUCCUCCGGAAAUGAGGCAAUGGUUAUUUCAUGACAUGAGUGGUGUUUCUUAUUCAA